Phlebotomus papatasi is the source of this 446-nucleotide messenger RNA. It is a transcript of the gene LSm3, whose product is annotated as U6 snRNA-associated Sm-like protein LSm3. Gene Ontology annotation, cellular component: precatalytic spliceosome; catalytic step 2 spliceosome; Lsm1-7-Pat1 complex. Gene Ontology annotation, biological process: P-body assembly; mRNA splicing, via spliceosome. The record is from RefSeq and is a predicted model, not a curated record. NCBI's taxonomy places the organism in Eukaryota, Metazoa, Arthropoda, Insecta, Diptera, Psychodidae. Bases 113 to 412 code for a protein of 99 amino acids. Gene Ontology annotation, molecular function: RNA binding. The transcript is spliced from 2 exons.
GUUUGGUUAGAUUUAAAUCAAACGAGAGUGAGGUUAUGUACGACUUUGUUUACAAAACAAACGCUGAAGAAAUCAAUUAAAAUCCCGAAAACUCAUUAAAAAAAAUUGUGAAAUGGCAGAUGAUGAACAAAGUAUUCCUGUUAAAGAACCCCUGGACCUUAUCCGAUUGAGUCUGGAUGAGAAAAUCUACGUGAAAAUGCGAAAUGAAAGGGAGCUUCGGGGCCGAUUGCAUGCCUUCGAUCAACACUUGAACAUGGUUCUGGGAGAUGCAGAGGAGACAGUGACUGUAUGUGAGGUCGAUGAGGAGACCUACGAGGAGGUCUACAAGACAACUAAGAGAACAAUUCCCAUGCUCUUUGUGCGUGGAGAUGGUGUUAUUCUUGUUUCCCCGCCCAUGAGGGUUGGAGGAUAGAUUUUCUUUUCAAUAAAAUAGUUCACAAAGCGGA